Molecule: messenger RNA, 2406 nt
Organism: Endocarpon pusillum Z07020
Lineage: Eukaryota; Fungi; Ascomycota; Eurotiomycetes; Verrucariales; Verrucariaceae
Exons: 5
Coding region: 1-2406 (801 amino acids)
Cellular component (GO): cytoplasm
Source: RefSeq, a predicted model, not a curated record
AUGCCUUUCUUCAAAGAGCUUCGAAGACGAUCCAAGGCCAGUUUUCGCACCAGUGAUUCCUCUGCCGAGUCAAAUGGAACGGUACCCACCACAAAAUCCACUUCCACACUCAACUCCUCCUAUGGAGCUUCAACUCCGCCAUCGUCUGUCCAGCCCAAUGGUUCGACGUCAAAUGUCACAACAUCCAAAUCCAACGGCGACAGCAUGGCUCCUCCCCUUCCUCCCCGGCCUUCGGUUACCCCGCUGAAGUCAAACAGAAACAGCACAGUGGGACUUGGCUCCUCUGGCUCAGGCGUAACAAUGCGCUCGCCUGGAGCUACUUCUCCCUUUGCACCAAAACUCACUUCAAUAGCAGACAAUACGGUGGUCUAUCAAAAAGUCCUUCUGGUCUAUGGCGAGGUCAGCGAUCCUCUACAACGGCCGAUGGCAGGCAAUAUCACCAUACACCACGAUAAAGAUGGCCAGGCAUUUCCCCCCACAAAUUGGCCUGUUUGGGAUUCUUACUUCAAAGCACUGGUAUACCUCUCGCCUGGCUGGAACCAAAUAAGAUUUGAUUUCACUACCGCCUCCCUUUCAAAAGAUGGCAUCCACUCGUCCUACAUGAUGCUCAAUUACCUACCCCUCAACAAUUCUCCUCCGCUGCACCUAGCCAUCAUUGUUGGCAGGGACUCUCCGUGCACCUAUGAUGCAGUUCCAGAAAGACGGGAGAGAGAAGGCAACGGGCUUGAUACCGCUAUUCGAAAAUAUCGGAUGGCCGCGCAUCUAUGGCAAGCUUUCACGGCAGAACAGAUGUACCGGCACAAGUUCGGCCGCAGAUGUUUUCGGUUCGAAGAAGAAUGGCAAACAGGCACACUUUCUUUAAGAGAUUGGGAAGCUGGCAAUUUGAAAAAUGAGAUCAAGGUCCACGUGAUUCGAAGUGACAAAACUGUGGCUGAAAUACAAGAUCUUCAGCUCGCCCAGCAGUACGCUCCAGCAGCCAAAAAGGGUGACCUGUACCCCAUUGCUUCGGACGCGAUUAAGAAAUACUUUAGACUGCGUCCGGGUCAAAGGCAGUACGUCGCUGCAAUGUUCUUGGAUUCACAUUGGGAUCCGGUAGUAGGCACCAUCAGAGGUCACGCAGCCCUAGGCGGUACCAGCGACGACCUGCAACUUGCCAUUUUCGGGUCUCAAGCAUUGCAGAGUUAUCCAUCAUGCAUCGAGGAGGUAGUUCCUGCGUUGACAGACUGCACAAGAACCGACACCAGAUUCGUUGCAAACGACCUCAAUGAAUCAGGGAGCAAUUGGGAGGCCGUCAACAUUGGCAUCGGAGCUCAUAUGCAUGAAGUGGGCCAUCUCUUUGGCUGUCCACAUCAGGAGUCGGGCGUGAUGCUGCGAGAUUACAUCCGACUCAAUCGAACGUUUCUGGUAAGGGAGCCUUACUCGACACGGACCAAAUCUCAAGGUUUGCGUAUCUGUCGGAUUGAGGAUGAAUGUGGCUGGCAUCGACUUGACAUUCUUCGUUUCCGACAUCAUCCUUGUUUCCGCACGCCAGGUGAUACUAUUCUAUCCACUUUAGAUGAUAGCAUCCAAUUCUACCCCAUCGGAAAUGGAAAGGUCAUUUUUUGCGCGCCUUCAGGAAUCUCUUUCAUCGAGAUUUAUCCAGAUGACGGCGACGAAUUGUGCAGAUAUUGGCUCGAAUAUGUCAGUACCGAAUCACGAAAUGGUGGCAUGCCUUGGAAUGUCACACUCUCUGAGGCGAAUGUCCGGUCACGACUACCUGAAAACAAGCGCAAGGGCAAAGUGAAACUACAAGUGUUUUCUGGUAGCUCGAGGAGCCUGACCAUUGAUGACUUUUCCGAGCUGCUCUCCAAGUCCUACAUCGUCAAUCUGCCAGCAAGGCAGAGCGCUCCUAGAAAGGAUGAAGGUCUCACGAUGAACACUUACAACAGAUUAACGAAUUUACCACAAUCGCUCGAGACACGUGCAGGUUUCAAAGGUAAUAAGUUGGGGUUUUCGAGACUCGACGGCAGCAAGCCUGAACAAGUCAUCCUUGAUUCUGUGAAUCUGCAGACCAAACUCUUAACUUCCAUCAAGGUGUAUUCUGGUUAUGCCUUAGACGGUGUUGCAUUCUGUUACGAGGAUGGACAUUGCCAGCUUUUUGGUAAACGUGGAGGAAAGGCAGGUGGUGACGAAUUCUUCUUUGAUACUCGCAGAGGAGAAACCCUUUCAGGGUUUUAUUUGCGAGCUGGGCUGUGGAUCGAUGGGUUGCAGAUUUUGACCAGCCUUGGGAGGAAGUCCGAAAUCUAUGGGAAUGCUCAUGGUGGUUCUGGGCAUAUGCUGAUGCCGCCGGCGGGCUACACCAUUGCUGGCGUCUCAGGUUCUUGCGGACAAUGGAUUGAUGGGUUUCAGUUAAUCAUCACGAGAUGA